AUGUCAGCCCUGAAAUGUCAGCGCCGCCAGAGGGAACAAGGACACUACCGGUCAGACGCCGCAGCGUGGUCCAGACAAAACCGCUACCCUCUUCGUCUGUUGAGAUGUGUGACGGCAGAUGUUUGUUUUUCCUCAGCCGACGGCAAACAAACGUCCUGCGCUGCGGCUCGCGGCGCCUCAGAAACGAGCCGAGCAACGAGAGCGGUCUCGCGGUUCCAGGACGACAUGACCGACUCCUUGCGGGACUACACGAACCUCCCGGAAGCGGCCCCCCUGCUCACCAUCCUGGACAUGUCCGCACGAGCCAAGUACGUCCAGGACGUGGAGGAAAUCACGCCGGCCGUAGUGGAGCAGUUUGUCACCGAUUUCCUAGCUGACAAGCUCAAACCGGAGCCCAUCUAAAGAGGAGGUGGAAACACGUAUGGGACUCGAUACACACACACACACACAAAAAAACCACGCCAUCAUCAAACCCUGGCAAUCUGUUGCUGCCCCCGAACCUCUAUCAGCUUCCCGUCGCUUCCGCCCCCCCCUCCCCCUCCCUUGUCAGACUUUUAGAGAGAAGUCACACUUUUUACUGACAUUUUAACUUUGUUUUGUUAGACAUGUACCUCUCUCAUGGAGUCCUCUCCUUCUCCUGUGGUGCCUUGCAUUGACUAUAGCCCCUACAGUAAUAUAUAUAUAUGGAGAGUCUGUUGCUGUUAUUUUGUUACCCCCCUCCCCCGCCCGCUCCCACUCAGUAGCAUUUCUUUUAUUCUAGAAGAAAGCAGAAAAGUUACUCGUUGGACCUAGAUAUUCAAAUGACUCGUUGCUUUCGACUGUGUCAGCGAAACCAUUGUCACUUUUUGUUUUCUAAAAUAUGCAGAGAAAGAAUAAAAUGUUUGCAAUGCUUUUUAGUUGUGCGCUACAUGUAUACGCCAUGCAGAUGUGCUACACCUCCUCUGUUAAGACAGAACGGAGACAGAUACACAACACUAUCCGCGCUGAACAGACAAGUGACCGGCGUUUCAAACGUCUGUCACGAUGUGAACGAAAGUCAUCUUUGCAGAAUUGCUAACGGUGGUUCUCAUCUCAACGGUCACGGGGAUUUUCUGUGAGGGUCCAAUCGCUUCAAAUUGACACGUGUUGAAUGUAAAAAUUCCUAUACUCUGUUACUCCCCAGGUUGUAUCUCAACUCAUGACUCCUUACAACCAUUAAAAAGGAAGAGAGAAAAAAAAUCCCUGCAAAGCACAGCU
Molecule: messenger RNA, 1236 nt
Organism: Lampris incognitus (smalleye Pacific opah)
Lineage: Eukaryota; Metazoa; Chordata; Actinopteri; Lampriformes; Lampridae
Gene: nxn
Product: nucleoredoxin
Exons: 2
Coding region: 1-402 (133 amino acids)
Source: RefSeq, a predicted model, not a curated record